AUGAAGCCACUGCCCCAUUCUCCAUGCAACAGCAGAACCAGUCGGUUAGCCACGCCAUUAUUUGGUCCUGCACUUGUGAUCAUUCUCUCAUUGGCCUCUCUUGCAAAAUCAUGCAGCGAGCAGGAGAAGGCCUCCUUGCUCCAGUUCGUCGCUGAGCUCUCCCAUGACAGUGGCCUCACCGGUUCGUGGAAGAGCGACACAGAUUGUUGCAGAUGGGAAGGUAUCGCCUGCAGUUCAAAUCAUCAGACGGUGACUGGUGUUUUCCUGCCGUCCAGAGGACUUCAGGGGCACAUCUCACUGUCUCUCGGCAACCUCACCGGCCUUGUGAGCUUGAACCUGUCAAACAACUUGCUGUCUGGAGGCCUACCGGUGAAUCUCUUGUCCUCCGGCAGCAUCGUUGUCCUUGAUGUCAGCUUCAACAAGCUCAGCGGGGACUUGCAGGAUCUGCAGUCUCCAACCUUCCGGCCUCUGCAGGUACUGAACAUCUCCAGCAACUUGUUUACAGGAGUGUUUCCAUCCACCACCUGGGAGGCGACGAAGAGUCUGGUUGCGCUCAAUGCUAGCAACAACAGCUUUAGUGGCCAGAUACCAGCUAGCUUAUGUGUCAGCGUGCCAUCAUCCUUUGCUUCGCUUCAUCUCAGCUACAACCAAUUCAGUGGAAGAAUCCCUCAAGGUCUCGGUAAUUGCUCCAUGCUGACAUCUCUCAGUGCUGGGAACAACGACCUAACUGGUACUCUUCCUGAUGAACUAUUCACUCUUACCUUGCUGGAGCACUUCUCUUUUCCUAAUAAUCAGCUAGAAGGAUCGAUCAAUGGCGUCAGCAAGCUCAAAAAUCUGGUGGCCUUUGAUCUUGGAGGGAAUAGUUUCAGUGGUAACAUCCCAGAGUCCAUAGGCAAACUCAAGAGAUUAGAGGAGCUCCAUCUGGACGACAAUAGCAUGUCUGGUGAGCUCCCAUCUACUCUAAGCAAGUGCACAAGUCUCGUGAUCAUGGACCUAAAGAAUAACAGUUUCAGUGGACAACUCAGCAAUGUCAAUUUCUCCAAGCUACCCAAAUUAAAAACCUUGGAUCUUUUGCGGAACAACUUCACUGGCACAAUCCCAGAAAGCAUAUAUACAUGCAGCAAACUAACAGCACUGCGGCUAUCUUCAAAUAAGUUCCAUGGCCAGUUGUCAGAAAGAAUUGGCAAUCUGAAGUCCCUCACAUUUCUGUCACUUGUUAACAACUCCAUUUCAAAUAUCACAGGUGCACUUCAGAUCCUAGGGAGUUGCAGCAGCCUGACCACCUUGUUUAUUGGGCACAACUUCUUGAACGAGGCCAUGCCAGAGGAUGAUAGAAUUGAUGGCUUUCAGAAGCUUCAGGUCCUUGCUUUAAAUCACUGCUCAUUAUCAGGAAAAAUACCUUUUUGGUUAUCGAAACUCACAAAUCUGGAAGUUUUACUUCUGUAUGGAAAUCAGCUAACUGGAUCCGUACCAGACUGGAUCAACAGCCUAAAGUUCCUAUUCCAUAUAAAUCUAUCAAACAACAGUCUUGUUGGGGAAAUUCCAACAGCCUUAGUGGAUAUGCCAAUGCUAAAAGCAGAUAAGGUCGAACCAAAGGCCUUCGAGCUGCCUGUUUAUAAGAGCCAGCAACGGCAAUUCCGUAUGCCCAUUUCUUUCUCAACAACGCUGAAUUUGGGCAUGAACAACUUCAGCGGUGUGAUCCCUGAAGAGAUUGGUCAGUUAAAGGCGCUCCUUACACUCUAUUUGAGCUACAACGACUUCACUGGACCAAUCCCGCAGUCGAUCUGCAACCUCACAAACCUCGAGUCACUGGACUUGUCUAGCAACCAUCUAACAGGUGCAAUCCCGACGGCACUAAACAAUCUGCAUUUCCUUUCUAAGUUCAAUGUCUCCAACAACGACCUCGAAGGGCCUAUCCCAACCACCGGCCAGCUCAGCACAUUCCCAAGUUCUAGCUUCUAG
This is a messenger RNA of Miscanthus lutarioriparius, 1962 nucleotides long. Lineage: Eukaryota; Viridiplantae; Streptophyta; Magnoliopsida; Poales; Poaceae. The record is from the annotation of a GenBank genome assembly.